GAUUAGAAGUGAUGGCCCCGGAGAUUGAAUUGACUAUCGUCACCUCCUCAUCUCCCUCGCCACCAACCCAUUACCCACACCACCCACCACCAGCCACCCACCAUUCCUUUCUCGGAAUGCUCCAAAUUACCCUCUCCUUCUUCAACCCCUUCCUCUAACAAUUUCCGAUUCUCUUCCCCUUCAUCACUCGCGCCAGAUCCAUUCAAUUCAAUGCAAGACCAAUCCUCUUCUUCAUCCAAGACCGCAGAUUUGGAUGCUCCUCUUCACGCUAUUGGCUUCGAGAUUCAAGACCUGUCGCCCCACCGCGUGGCCGGCCGUCUCCCUGUCACCCAUAAAUGCUGCCAGCCUUUCAAGGUGUUACAUGGAGGGGUUUCCGCCAUGAUCGCCGAGGGUCUGGCAAGCAUGGGAGCUCACAUGGCUUCUGGUUUUAAGAGGGUGGCCGGAGUUCAGCUCAGCAUCAAUCAUCUCAGGCGUGCCGAGCUCGGUGACUUGGUCCAUGCCGAAGCCACCCCUCUUCAUGUUGGCAAGAGCAUUCAGGUGUGGGAGGUGAGAAUCUGGAAGAUAGAUCCUUCAAACUCUCAAAAUAGAUCCUUGGUAUCAUCGUCCAGGGUAACUCUUCUAAGCAACAUGCCAGUCCCGGAUCACGCAAAAGAUGCUGACAAAGCACUCAAGAAGUAUGCAAAACUGUGAAUAUUUAUAUGGUUUGAUUCGUAAGUGCAAUUCUUCUGUAACCUGAAUUGCAUUAAGUCAAAAAACAAAAACAAAAAAUUCCUACAAUGCACAACAUUAUCAUAUCGUGUUUCUUGUAUUGUCGUAUAUAUGAACAAGGAAAAAUCUUGCAACUGCUUAAGGUUCAGGAGAAGCAUGGAAACUGAUCUAACUGCGAAAAGCAACACUUUUACACGAGCAGCUUUUCUUAGCAUUUUGCAAUUGCAGCAUCAAACUAGUUCACUUGUUGCUUCGCUUUUGACUGAACCAGAUGAACGAACAGUCCUGACAACCAGCCAGCAGUUCCCGGAGGAUGUAGAGUUUUAUUUUUUAUUUUUUAAUUUUUGGUAGGCUGGUGUUAAAGGAAAUAUUGUGGCUAUGUUGAGAAUUAGGAUACUGGUUCUUUCUUCCGAGA
Prosopis cineraria is the source of this 1123-nucleotide messenger RNA. RefSeq names its product 1,4-dihydroxy-2-naphthoyl-CoA thioesterase 1. The transcript is spliced from 3 exons. The coding region runs from base 211 to 690 and encodes 159 amino acids. The record is from RefSeq and is a predicted model, not a curated record. NCBI's taxonomy places the organism in Eukaryota, Viridiplantae, Streptophyta, Magnoliopsida, Fabales, Fabaceae. Gene Ontology annotation, biological process: phylloquinone biosynthetic process. Gene Ontology annotation, cellular component: peroxisome. Gene Ontology annotation, molecular function: 1,4-dihydroxy-2-naphthoyl-CoA thioesterase activity.